This is a messenger RNA of Carassius carassius (crucian carp), 1583 nucleotides long. Its product is annotated as RAB7A-interacting MON1-CCZ1 complex subunit 1-like. The record is from RefSeq and is a predicted model, not a curated record. Lineage: Eukaryota; Metazoa; Chordata; Actinopteri; Cypriniformes; Cyprinidae. The coding region runs from base 155 to 985 and encodes 276 amino acids. Gene Ontology annotation, biological process: mitophagy. The transcript is spliced from 6 exons.
GGGUAUAAUUUGGAUAAGGGUGGACAAAGUAAACUCUUACUUUGAUGUAAUAACAAAGCCUGAAGUUUAUGAAUGAAAUUAAAGAACAAAACGUCUCUGUAAUCCUCUGCACGUGAGUAAUCGCGCGGUUGUCACGUGACUGUCGUUUGCAGUCAUGGCCGACGACUACAGACGAAGCGUCGAGCUGGAGAGGAGGAUUUUUGAGUUAGAUAACAAGUGUGCCACUCUUCGGACAGAGAAACCAGAUGAUGACUACUUACAGAAUGCAUCUUCCAUACUUGACAAGUUGAAAACCCAUUAUAGACAUGGAGGAGAGAGCAGCAGCCUCCCUAAACUGCUGCAGGAUUAUACACAGGUUGUCUUGGACAUAACAUUCUAUGAGGAAAACAGGCUUGUAGAUCAGGAGUUUCCCGAGGACACUUCCCCUUUUAAAAUUCAGCAGUUACUACAGGACUUGACAGAGCCAGAGGUGUUGGCAGGGCGACUGAUACCUUCACAAGAGGUGCAGUCUGUGCUGGGGCUGGAGCUGCUGGAGUGCCUAUACUGGAGGCGUGGGGCAUUAUUAUAUAUGUACUGCCACACACUACACCAACGCAAGCAAUGGAUCAAGAAGAACAAAGCCACUUUCCUUAAGUGUCUUCAAGAAGGUGUGCGUUACCUUAUGAGAAUGUUGCAAGUGAGGAACUCAGUCAAGCUAAACGAUGGUGUGGUUUUUCAUGACUCUGCAACCGCCAAUUUUCUGGCAGAAGGUAUCUUUUCUGAUACUCACUUGCUUACAAUGAUGUACAUUGGUGAGAUGUGUUUCUGGGCAGUGAAAUAUGAGGACUGCAGCAUGGACACCACAGAGCGCAAAGAGGACAGGCUUCAUUUCCGAGAUAUUGGCACACAAAUCCUUCAUAAGUAUGUGCUGGCAUGCGAGGGGCCACUUCAGGGUCAGGGCUGGAACACAGAGAAUGCCAAGGAGAUCCUUAGUAUCUUGCAGUAAACCUGGAGAGAGCUUUUAGGAGAGGGGAUUCACAAAAAUGUCGUUGUUCUGAAACUAGCAAAAAAAAAAAAAAGGCACUUAUCUUCCGGUCCAGAUUUGUUUUCUGGAUGUGUGUUUUUGCCGAGAAUGUGGAAUAAUACUUCUAAUGUAAAAUAUAAACAAAUAACUAUUUGUUUAAGAAAAAAAAAUUCCAACCAAGAAACAUCGCAACUUUUUAUUUAUUUUAAUUUUAAUUAUUUAUUUUCAAUUCAUUACAUUUAUAAAUGUCAUUUAUAUAUGUUAAAAGAAAUGGUACAAAGGAGAGGAAAAUGCAGGUAUAUGUUGCAUAUUUAAGUAUUUGUGACCAUUUUUAAGUAUGGAUCUUUUCAUUUUAAUAACAUCUAUGUAUAUGACACCUCUUCUGCUCACUUAUUAAAAGUUGCAUCUUUAUCCCUUUCAUUGACCAGAUGUUUAGAGAUGGGAAUUUGGAUAUUUUGAUAGUAUACUUUUAAAAAGCUAAACUUUUUGGUCAUAUUCUUUUAAAAAUGAAGUUAAUUUUUUUUUUUUUUUUAUGUCUUCGUUUAAAUAAAUUUUGGGUUAAGAAAUGUUGAAAAGUGAA